AUGGGAAAAAAAAAUUCAUCGGCGAAAAAUGAUCGAACCCGGGCCGCCCGCGUGGCAGGCGAGCAUUCUACCACUGAACCACCGAUGCGUGUCCAAAGUGUCUACACCCUGCAGGAAACACCACAUAUUCAGAGGUCAAAAAGAGGGAACAACAUGGCAGAAACUCCGUAUAAAACAUUGCAUCGGCCGGGAAUCGAACCCGGGCCGCCCGCGUGGCAGGCGAGCAUUCUACCACUGAACCACCGAUGCGUGUCCAAAAUGUCUACAGCCCUGCAGGAAACACCACAUAUUCAGAGGUCACAGGAACAGAUGGGAACAACAUCAGAAACUCGCGUAUAA
Molecule: messenger RNA, 339 nt
Organism: Necator americanus (New World hookworm)
Lineage: Eukaryota; Metazoa; Nematoda; Chromadorea; Rhabditida; Ancylostomatidae
Exons: 1
Coding region: 1-339 (112 amino acids)
Source: RefSeq, a predicted model, not a curated record